AUGGGAAAGUAUACAUCUCUGAAGGUUGUUUCAACGGCUGCUAAGAAGGCAGGCGGAUCAAAAUCUAAGUCGGGUUCUACCUCCAAAAAGAGCGGAAAGAAACAAUUGGAAAAUGCAUCCUCUGUUGAUUUACAUCAACCUAAAGACAGAGAUCCCAAGAUCUCCAACGAUUCCGGAACUCAAGAAGUGAUCGACACAGUGCGCCCACUGAUUGACUGUGGGCUCUCCACUCAAGAUUUAGUCGCUAUCGGCUAUGACAAGAACUCUACUCAGAUCGAAUUUGGAAAUCACGUUUUUACGAAAUGGAUCGACGACCACAACGCCCGCUGGUCUCAAGCCCUUCCCAGGUUCGAUAGCCCUUUCCAGGACUUCUAUGCUAAGUUCUCCGUCGAAGUUUGA
Cylindrotheca closterium is the source of this 399-nucleotide messenger RNA. The record is from the annotation of a GenBank genome assembly. Lineage: Eukaryota; Bacillariophyta; Bacillariophyceae; Bacillariales; Bacillariaceae.